UUUUAGUCCUAAAAAUUUUAUUCUAUAAUCGCCGACAUAAAAUCACAAACCACAGUCGUUGAUAGUACUUAGUAAAAUUAAAAAUCAUAUAAAUUGUUUAUUACUCAUCGUUGUUUAUUAAUUACGUAACGUUAUGCCAAAGGUUCCUUGUAGUUGAUCAAUUUGCGUUAGUUUGAAGCCAUGUCCAGAGUAACGUUUAUGAAUUUUAGGCGAUUAGCUAAUACAAAGGUGUGUUCAAAAAACAGGGAAUGGAAAUUCAUCAGUUUUAUGAAUGGCAAAGACAUUUUCUAUUCAACUAGUUGUCUUACAAAAAUAGCAAUAACACCCAAAUGUCUGUGUUCCAUACAUAUACGGACAUUUAUAAAUAUAUUUAAUACCGGAGAAAAUAACCAAAAAUUGUAUAGAGUAAAACAAUUGAUUGGGUAUUCUCCUGAGCAAAUGUUUGAUGUGAUACAAGACACGGAAAAUUACAAACAUUUUUUACCAUUUUGUCGAAAAUCUGUAGACCUAGUUAAAGGAAAGAAUCAUCGUAAAACUUAUUUAGAAAUCGGUAUUCCUCCUAUAAUAGAAAGUUAUGAAUCGUAUAUAACAUUUCAACGCCCUCAUAUGAUUAAAGCAGAGUGCCGUGAUGGAACAUUGUUUAAAUUUUUAAUAACUCAAUGGAAUUGUGAUCCUGGUUUAAAAGAAAAUCCAAAUACUACUAUUAUUACUUUUUUUGUGUCUUAUGAAUUUAAAUCACAAUUACAUUCAGCAGUUGCCAAUAGAUUUUUUAAUGAAUUAGUUAAGCAAAUGGAACAGGCUUUUUUUUCUGAAGCUGGUAAGAGAUAUGGUAAACCUUGUAUAAAAGCCCGAAAACUUUAACUGAAAAUUAAAGAUGUUGUUUAACGAUUCCAAAAGAAGUAACUAAUAACAGUACUUUUAUGUGAAUAACUUUGUUAAAAAUUUAGUAUUGACUCCUGUUUAUAUUUAUUUUUGAGAGGAAUAUUCAGAAAAUAAAUUAUCUAUACAUAGGUAAUUAUUAUUUAUUAAUUAGUGAAGAAAUAUAAAAAAAUAUUAAUAAUAAGAGUGGAAAUCAGUUGUGAUAUCAUUGAACUAAAAUAUUAAAAUAAAAAUGUAUUUUUUUUCAAAUGUUGUAUUUACCUUUACCAUAAUAUGAGCAACAAUAUGUAUUAUAGUUCUGUCUUGUUUUAACUUUUAACCAGUGUUAUUUUUAACAAUUUCUACUUGAUGUUGGAUGUUAUGAAAUAUUUUAUUUUUUCCAUUAGUUUUCAUAUUUAAUUUGUAAUUGUUAUUUUUAAUGUGAAAAGUAAUGAAAAAAAUUGUUAAAAUUGAUUAAAAAUCAGUGGUCCGUAACGAUUGUUUUUUAAUGAAUUAUACGUAUUAUAUGUUAUUUAUUCAUACAAAAGUAUCUAGCACCAAAUUUAGUGCAAACACUACAUGUCAAUAGAUUUUAGUGCCAUUUGAGACAGUUGAAUUAUGUGUAUCUACGUCAUAAUAAUAUCAAAAAUUGUAAUUGAGUAUUAGCUAUAAUUUGUAUGCAAGAAAUAAUAAAUCAUUAGUGACAUAAUAAAACAAUAUUAUACAUUUGAGGUGAUUUAAUAAUCCAUCUCAUAUCUUUAGUACUCGACUUUAUUAUAUUUAAUUAUAAAUUACACUAACUGUUGAUGGUACCUUCUAUCGAUAACAUUAUUAUUGAACAUAACCUACUACAGUUACCUACUAUAUAGUGCAUUAUUUUAUCAUAUUUUGUACCUAAGUAUGUAUAUAAUAUGUAUAGUACUUUAAUGUAAUUUUAUCUCUAUUUCAGUUAUUGUUAUUUAGUUUUUGUGCAUCUUUAUUAUAAUUUAAUAAAUUAAUAUCAUUGUACUAGUAACUGUUAAACUAAUAAAUUGGGCUUGGAUACUUGCA
Messenger RNA from Metopolophium dirhodum (rose-grain aphid), 1908 nucleotides. Its product is annotated as coenzyme Q-binding protein COQ10 homolog B, mitochondrial. Bases 181 to 861 code for a protein of 226 amino acids. The transcript is spliced from 3 exons. The record is from RefSeq and is a predicted model, not a curated record. Gene Ontology annotation, biological process: ubiquinone biosynthetic process; cellular respiration. Gene Ontology annotation, cellular component: mitochondrion. Lineage: Eukaryota; Metazoa; Arthropoda; Insecta; Hemiptera; Aphididae. Gene Ontology annotation, molecular function: ubiquinone binding.